UGUGUUUCCUCGGGCUCUGUGGUGGGUGUGAAGGGUAACUCUGGUCAGUGUGUGUACAGUGCCAGUAAAGCUGGACUGGAAGGAUUCACACGCUCACUGGCGAAGGAAGUUGCAACCCGGAAUAUACGAGUGAACUCGGUGGCUCCAGGAUUCAUUCGGACGGACAUGACGGCAGGACCAGAGAAGGAAGACGCGGUGAGAAGAAUUCCACUGGGCCGUUUUGGGGAACCUGCAGAGGUGGCCCACGCUGUCCUUUUCCUCCUGGAGUCUCCUUAUAUCACAGGACAGCUUCUGCUCGUGGAUGGAGGACUACAGCUGGCACUGUGA
Sinocyclocheilus anshuiensis is the source of this 327-nucleotide messenger RNA. Its product is annotated as carbonyl reductase family member 4-like. The transcript is spliced from 2 exons. The record is from RefSeq and is a predicted model, not a curated record. The annotation marks the transcript as partial. NCBI's taxonomy places the organism in Eukaryota, Metazoa, Chordata, Actinopteri, Cypriniformes, Cyprinidae. Gene Ontology annotation, molecular function: quinone binding; oxidoreductase activity, acting on the CH-OH group of donors, NAD or NADP as acceptor. Gene Ontology annotation, biological process: fatty acid biosynthetic process.